UCUGAAUUAUUUUAAUGUAUUGAGUAAAACACAGAGUGGGUGAGAAGCGUAGUGGAAACUGUUUUAAAAAAGGUCGGCAGAGCGGCGCUAACGCGCUCAUGUUACGCUAGCAGGAGUUUGCAUCUAGUUCGACAACUCUGAAAAAACGGUGGCGACCGUGAACACAGCUUGAAUGAACCACGCUGCACUUCUCGCGGGAAACUACAACAGAGGAAAAACUAAAAAGACGCUGCAUCUUUUCAUGAGCACACCAAUAGCAGAGCCUACUGUUAUGGAAAAGUUUCUGCUUCAGGGACAGAAAAAACAUCUGUGCACUAGUGGGCCUAACGUCCAACGAAGAAGUCCUAGAAAAAAAAUUAAACUUGAAGAAAAGGGCAUUAAACAGGAAAAUGAAGAUCCUGCGUUAGAAGAGUUCUCUCAUCCUAUUCCUUGGCAAAAAAUUGAGGCAGAGGGACUAGACUGUGAUUAUGCAAUGCUCUUCCCAAAAGGGGAAGCAGAUGACCUAUUCAGCCAGCUGGAGGAGGAGGUGGUGUACUCAACAGGAGAAGAAUCAAAGGUCCAAGUGUUUGGAAAGAUGUACAAUAUACCCAGAAAACAAGCAGCAUAUGGAGACAAAGGUCUAGAGUAUACUUAUUCUGGGGUAACACGUCUAGCAUGUUCAUGGACUCCAACCUUAGAAUAUAUCAGAGACUCGGUCACAACAGCAACAGGCCAGACAUUCAACUUCGUCCUGAUCAACAGGUACAAAGAUGGACAGGACCACAUGGGGGAGCAUCGUGAUGACGAGCAUGAGCUUGACCCUUCUUGUCCCAUCGCCUCAGUCUCCUUAGGAGCAGCUCGAGACUUUGUCUUCAGACACAGGGACGCUCGAGGAAAACACAGCAGCCGACAUAUUGAGCCUGUGAAGCUGGAGCUCGCUCAUGGAAGUCUGCUCCUGAUGAACCCACCGACCAACACCUUUUGGUACCACAGUGUUCCGGUUCGGAGGAAGGUCCUCUCCUCUCGCAUCAACCUCACCUUUAGACGGAUCGUACUGGACACUAGUUUAAAAACAUGCCAAGACAGUCUGUAAAUUAGGAGUUGGACCAGUUUUCAGAACUUUAGGGCAAAGUAAAAAUGUGUUUAUAUGUAUCAGCUGAAAGACUGAGAAAACACGGUGGAGUCAGUGAAGAUGGAUAAAUCAGGUUUUGAAGGAUAAGUGACAAGAUUUACUUAAAGCUUAUUUUAAGAAUAAAUGAUUAAAA
This is a messenger RNA of Nothobranchius furzeri (turquoise killifish), 1244 nucleotides long. RefSeq names its product alkB homolog 2, alpha-ketoglutarate dependent dioxygenase (gene alkbh2). Lineage: Eukaryota; Metazoa; Chordata; Actinopteri; Cyprinodontiformes; Nothobranchiidae. Gene Ontology annotation, molecular function: cytosine C-5 DNA demethylase activity; ferrous iron binding. Gene Ontology annotation, biological process: DNA alkylation repair; DNA repair. The record is from RefSeq and is a predicted model, not a curated record.